Molecule: messenger RNA, 243 nt
Organism: Colletotrichum spaethianum
Lineage: Eukaryota; Fungi; Ascomycota; Sordariomycetes; Glomerellales; Glomerellaceae
Product: ubiquitin-like-specific protease 2
Exons: 3
Coding region: 1-243 (80 amino acids)
Biological process (GO): modification-dependent protein catabolic process; regulation of proteolysis; protein neddylation
Cellular component (GO): nucleus; cytoplasm
Molecular function (GO): ubiquitin protein ligase binding; protein tag activity
Source: RefSeq, a predicted model, not a curated record
AUGUUGAUCAAGUAUUUUAAACUGAUUGCUCGAACCAACAGGGUGCGGACGUUGACGGGCAAGGAGAUUGAGCUCGAUAUCGAGAAUGAAUACAAAGCGCGUCACCUCCUUUACUCCGAACAUCUCUUUCCCAGAAUGCCCGAGAAGAGAGCGACAGUCUCGCAGAUCAAGGAAAAGGUUGAGGAGAAGGAGGGCAUCCCGCCCGUUCAGCAGAGAUUGAUUUACGGCGGCAAACAGAUGUAA